GAUUAAUAAUAAAAAAAAAAACAGGAUAAAAAGGAAAACAAAACCGUUUGCCAAAUUUAGAGAUUAAACAACGAGAGACCCAUUUGGUCUGACACCUUGUCGUAUUUCUGAUAAGAGGUUUAAUAAUAAUAUAUAAAAAGAAAGUUUGCCGAAUGAAAAAAAAAAAUUGAAAAAACGAUAAUCUGACAUCAACGAAUAAAUGUAUCCAAGACAAGACUACGAAGAAAUACCCAGAACAAGGGAAUAUCGUGAUUUCGUUGAAAGAUCCUACGACGAAUGGGCUCUUUCAAGCCCAAUGUCAACAUCUUAUUCUUUCAACAAAUACGGACACCCAUCAAGAAAUGGAGGUGACGAUUCCUCAGACGUCUCAAUAUCCGGAACAAGAAAUCCAUACCAACAUGAAGAUUCCUUUGAAGAUCGAGAAUCACGAAGGUUCGAUCCUUAUUUGGCUUCUAAGCCUUCCACCAUUUCAUCAAACCAAGAAGGAACGUUAAACCAACAUCCUUUUAUGUUAAUAACAAACUCUGACAGUAAUAAUAGAUUACUUAGUCGAAACUAUCAGUCUCAAAAGUUCAAUGAGUUUGGUGAUCACACAAUAAGGAAUGUUGAGAACAAUCAAAAGUACAAAGUCGAUCGAUCGAAUCGAAUGAAUGAAAUUCCUUAUCGAAGGGUCGAAUCAUUAUCGCAAGAGAAUAUCGAGGAUUAUCAGCCAUCGAAAAAAUUUCUAAUCGUCUAUCGUGCCGAUCAAGAACGAAACUCAUUCGAAGACGAGGAUGAUACAUCGAUCUUCGAGAAAUCUGAUUCGGCGGAUGUACUUAAAGAAUCGAGGAUUCCUCUUGAGAGUUUAGAAGAGAUCGAUGAAUCUGUUGAUUCGAAUUCGUUUUUUAGAAACAAUCCUUCGGAAGAUAAAAUUAUCGAUUCCGUGCCAAUCGUCGAUACGUUUAAGCUGUUUGAAAAAAAACAAAUCGAACAUAACAAUUAUUAUGAUUUGUUAAAAAAAUCUAAUGUCCCUAAAAUUUUGGAAUUUAUCGACAGAGAUCAGCUAUUUCCCGAUCAAAAAGAAGUCACCCCAUUUUGGCAGUUUCAUCAGGAUAAAUCAUCUGAGAGUUUAAUAUCCAAUGAAGAUUACAAAGCGAAAGAAUCUAUGAAAGGUGGUUCUUUUUUUGAUCAGCAUGACAUUACUAAUAAUGAGAAAAGAAAUUUAUUUCCCAUGGAAGCACUAAAUACGUUCAAUGUGGAAUAUGAUGCUACUAAAGGAAGUUCUUUAAAGUUUGACCCCGAUAUUUUAGAUGAUAUUGAAAAUCCUCCUAUUGAACAGACAGAACCAAUUACCAUGAACGAAUCUACGGAAAGUUCGAUGAUGACAAAAAAUUGAUGAUGAUAAUGCGACUCCUUUAUUGUCUUUUGCAUACUCGAUGCAACGAUGUAUAUAGAUAUAUAAUAGAAAGUAUCGUACUUAUAUAUUCUUUUCAAUGAAUAUACCGAAAGUUAUAU
This is a messenger RNA of Vespa mandarinia (Asian giant hornet), 1494 nucleotides long. RefSeq lists its product as uncharacterized. The record is from RefSeq and is a predicted model, not a curated record. NCBI's taxonomy places the organism in Eukaryota, Metazoa, Arthropoda, Insecta, Hymenoptera, Vespidae.